Messenger RNA from Perca fluviatilis (European perch), 1146 nucleotides. Its product is annotated as ubiquitin carboxyl-terminal hydrolase 51-like. Lineage: Eukaryota; Metazoa; Chordata; Actinopteri; Perciformes; Percidae. The record is from RefSeq and is a predicted model, not a curated record. Bases 99 to 527 code for a protein of 142 amino acids. The transcript has 3 exons.
GUGCAAGAACUUCUUGCACCACCUGCAGGUAGCAUGGGCAGAGCUGGGCCUCAAAGGGUCCCCCAACUUCACCCACCUGAGGACCGCUGUGUCUACACAUGCCAAGAACAACUUGCAUGCCGAGCAGCAGAAGAUGGUGGCCACCUUUAUGUUGCCACAACACGGCCACAGCUGACUGCUUCUACACCCUCAGCCUGAACGUGGCCCAGUCAAAGAGGAUGAGGGGCAUUUCUGCCAGGCCCUCACCCACACCGUGCCAUCACCAGAGUCACCAGAAGCCUCAUCCUCCUCCACCACCAGGAAGAGGUCCCGCAAGCCUGAGUCCUCCACCAGUUCCCCUACCAGGAGUCGAACCUCGGGACUGGAGGAGGAACUCCAGGACAUGGAGGAGAGGGAGUUCAUGCAGAGGCUGCAAAGUACACCAGAGAAGGCCCAACAAGUCUCGUGAACACACCGGUGUGCGUCAACCUAACUUAUGUGGAGGGAAACGUCUUCCAGCACACGGGAAUCACCGGAAAAUAAUUUAGCAAACUGUUUGUUUCGAAUUCUUUGCUUUUGUAUGAGCUGGAUUAUACAUUUACCAAACGUAUUAUGAAUAAAACAUGGAUAUUCCAUCACUAUGGUUUCUUACCGACAUUUCAAGCCAUUUAUGAUGGGUCAGGAUAUUGCCAUCUUUGUGUAACCAAGGCAAAAAAACUUUCCUGAACGACCGUGAGGGAACUUUAUCAGCGAACGUUCCCUCAUCUUUCUGCGAACGUCCACGGAACAUUCCCUGAACUGAAAAUUGUUUGCUAGGUAAUUUGACUUGAACCACUUAAUUUAGAAACUUGACUUGUGCAAUUAAAAACUAAUACAAUUUCUGCAGUACAUUUAACAUUAGCCAUUGUUACAUUAUAGUAGGGUAAUCAAGCACUUGUGCUCUUACUGACUAAAGUAAUGUAAAAGGAUCCUGUUCUCUGUCUCUCCAUUCAACUGGAUCUCUCACUUUUCUCUUACAUUCUCUUGCUAUUCUGCUUUGCUUUUUUGCAGUGGUUUCUAUGGGAGAAAAACAAACAACUUUCAUAUGUACAUUAGCCAUGCCCUACAGAAAUUGGGAUUUUGUGUUGAUACAUUUUGAAACCACUGCACCACUUCAAUAAAUGAUGA